CAAGGCACUUAACCCUAAUUGCUCUGGAUAAGAGCAUAUGCUAAAUGACAAAAAUGGUAAAUUCAACAUGAAAUGUUCAUAUUUGGUAGACUCAACAUACACAAACUAUUUUUGCGCCUUCACGACAAACAUGAUCCUUCGUCAUGGAUCCAUAUUAAAGUGUUUAUGUGUGUGUCCCAGGUGUGUGCCUCCCGCCCCACGCCCCACCACGGCCCUCACCUGUGUGUUGCGGUGCUUCCCCUGCGAACCGUCCUGGGCUGGAAGUCCUUUCUUGCACCGCCCCCCCACCCCACCCAGCAACAGCAACGCCGUUGCCCCUGCAACUACCACCGUCUCCCAGGCAACUAUCAUCAUGACACGCUCCAAGACCUUCCAAGCCUACCUGCCCAACUGCCACCGCACCUACAGCUGCAUCCACUGUCGAGCACACCUGGCCAACCAUGAUGAGCUCAUCUCCAAGUCUUUCCAAGGAAGUCAAGGCCGAGCAUACCUGUUCAACUCAGUGGUGAACGUGGGGUGUGGACUAGCAGAAGAGAGGGUUCUGUUGACAGGGCUUCAUGCGGUUGCUGAUAUCUACUGUGAAAACUGUAAAACCACACUGGGCUGGAAAUACGAGCAUGCCUUUGAGAGCAGUCAGAAGUACAAGGAGGGGAAGUUCAUUAUCGAGCUGGCCCACAUGAUCAAGGACAAUGGCUGGGACUGAGUGGGUAGACCUAGUGUUGGAGAGGCGUGGCUUAGCUGUAGGGCACAGCUCAGUGUUGGACUCACCAAUAAGGUUUACUGCUAGCUCAUCCAUGUGACCCUAUCCACCUGACAUGCAGUUCAUGUACCCCCACAAUACAUAGUUGUAGGGGCGUCUGUGUGCAUGUGUGCUUGUGUGUUUACAAAAAUGAUAAAUCAUUUCCAGUGUACAGAAUAUCCAGAAAUGCACACACGCACACACACAGUGGCUCAGAGACAUGUUUGUAUUCACACUGCAUGUUGAUGCUUGUCCCAGGCCUCAGGGUGGACAGGAGACCACAGGUUAAGUGUUAUAGGUCAUAGGUAAUGUUCUAUCUGGGGGGUGAAUGAGAUGGACAAUGAACAUCGUACUGGACGGACAAGGAUGUUCCCCCAAGACCCACCAACACUACAAUGAGGUGAAAAAAAAUAUAUUUUUUUUUAACCUACGAUCACCCUCACUACCCUAUGUGGAUCCUUCCACCUUCACACACACAUGGAAGACACAAACCACCCAACCAAUCAACCAGAAUCACCAGACUUCUUGUAGCCUGAAAUCGUCCAAAACUCCCUUUGAGGGAUUGAAACUGAUUGCCAGAAAACUGCUUGACUGUUCAUCUGGAAAAAUACAUAUUUUGCUGUUCUUUGUUUUUUUUAUUUAUUCGAACAUGAGUUUAAGGUAUUGAUUUAUUUAUGAAUUUAUUUGGUGUUUGGGGACAAUCUCCCCUUCUACUCCCUUUGUUCAAAGGUAGCAGCUUUUUAGUUCCUCCCUCACGGUAGCAAUCUUAAAAAUUAGGUGUCACUCAAGUUGUCGUCCUUUUGCCUUUCUGAGUGUGCUGUUACCACCCUCUGUAAAUGUUUCAGUAAUGGUGAUGUGUGCAAUGAACAGUGGCGGAGUGCAAGAGGUUUUCAUGUCACCUUGGAAAAGAGACAGAAUAAAAGUUAGAUGGCACCUUUAGCUCUUUUCGGUUUCAAAAUAAUGCUCAAAGCUGGCAUUAUAACGGUGAUGCAAACUGAUGAUGAAAUGAGGCAAGUGGAGUGCCUUGUGUCUCGACACUGAUCUAAAGUUAGUGUUGUGUUUCCCCCCUAGUGGUUGAGGUGAAGAUAUGGAGAGGGUUACCUGAUUCUAGAUCUAUUUCUAUAGCUAAUUCUGGAGCUUCGCAGAUUGAUGUUUGUGAACUGGUAGUUCUCUGUUUACCUGGUUCUGCCUCCUCCACUGCCUCCUCGCUUAUUUGUUUUGCUGGUUUUACGAGAUUAGAGAAAAUACCAACAGUUAAAAUUAACUUUCUACAGUCUGGAACAGGAGAACCAAUUGAAAUCAACAGAAUGUGACUGACAGUGGAAAUACCCAAUCAGAGGGUGUCACACAUCCCAGCACAACAACCAAAGGCUCCCCCAUCAACAAUACAUUGAUCAAACAAUGGACCUGCCUAGAUUGCUUGUAUCAGGAAGUUGCAGAAUGAAAGAUUGUGAUUGGCCCAGAGCCACUGUCGAACCCUGGGCUUUCUCUGUGAGAUAAUGCAUUGUUUGGUUGAGACAAUUACAAUGUUAAUACCUGUAUAUUCACUAUGAACAUACGCAUUAUUAUUAUAUAACGAUAAACUGUAUUACACCAUGUAAAUAGCCAUAUUCAAUGUUUUAUUUAUUUAUUCAAUUGAUGAUUAUGUAUGCUCUGCUGUCUGUCUUGGGACACCUUGUGGGACAGUUAGAUUUCCUACUUUUUUACUAUUUGAAAAUGUAUUUUUCGUGUGUCUUUUGUAAAGGAAGGAAUGUUAAUGGCAAUAUAUGGGACUCAAUAAAGAUUCUUAUUUGAUUGAUCUGAAGAAAAA
Messenger RNA from Oncorhynchus masou masou (cherry salmon), 2549 nucleotides. Its product is annotated as protein yippee-like 1. Bases 38 to 703 code for a protein of 221 amino acids. The record is from RefSeq and is a predicted model, not a curated record. NCBI's taxonomy places the organism in Eukaryota, Metazoa, Chordata, Actinopteri, Salmoniformes, Salmonidae. The transcript has 4 exons.